Prorocentrum cordatum is the source of this 1335-nucleotide messenger RNA. The record is from the annotation of a GenBank genome assembly. NCBI's taxonomy places the organism in Eukaryota, Dinophyceae, Prorocentrales, Prorocentraceae.
AUGCAACAGGCCAGAGACCGUUUCGAUGAAACAGGGAUGCCGUCUGUUUUCGAUGGCACGUUGCAUUCUACAGCUACGACAAGGUCGGAGGGAUUGCGCUCCGUGUCCGUAUUUUGUCUCGAUGAUUUGGAACGCAUCAGUCGAAGCUGUUUGCAGAAUCGCGCCAUUGGCACUUCUACUCAACAUGAGGAAAGUAGCCGGUCGCAUGCGGUCCUUCGAAUGGAAAUCGUGACCCAAGCGGUGCUGGAUGCGCGACAAGCUCUGGAUGAUGCUCGGGCGCUGCUUCCAGCGUUCCAGAACGCGCUGGACAACCUCACAAACGUCGCCUGCAAGCUGCUGUUCGAGAGGGACCCCUACGGGCGGUACAACGCCAUCGGCUGCACGGACCCCUGUGGACGAUGCAGCGCUGAGGGCCCCGCUCCGGACCCGAUCUGGGAUCCCGAGGACUCGGGCGGCCUCCGCAGGAGGCACUUCCGGGAGCCCGGCCUCUGGGAGUCCCGGCACGCGGCCCUGCGCGCGCAGAGGCGGGGCCUCGAGGAGUCCCUGGCGGGCGCGCGGGCCGAGGCCAAGCGAGCGAGCGGCGCCCUGGCGGCGCUGCUGGAGCGCGGCCCCGCCUCGCUGGGCGGCUCGCUGGUGCUCGUGGACCUCGCCGGGGCGGACUACGACCACCGCGCCGGCGCCCAGCAGAGGGAGUCGGCAGAGAUCAACAAGAGCCUGCUCGCGCUGAAGGAUCCGGUGCCUCCGUGCCCUCGCCAGCAAGUCUCCGCAGAGGCCGAAGUUCAGGGACUCCAAACUCACGCGGAUCAUGGAGGACUCGCUGGCGCCCGCCGCGGCCAGCGGCCGCCGCUGCCGCGAGAGCACGAGCGUCAUGGUCGUGAACGUGUCGCCUGCGGCAGAGGAGACUCUGGAGAAGAUGACGCUGAACACGCUGCGGUACGGCCAGCUGUAUGCAGAGGGUGCUCGCGGCGUAGCUGCCAGAGCGAAGCCCGGCGCCGCAGCCGGCAGGGCCGUGGCGCGGCCGCGCGCGGACGACAAGCCCAAACAGUAGCCCAUUCAAACUAUUCCGAUUUCCAUGGAAUUGCGCGGCCGUCGAGCCGACUUUCCGUGCUUAAUUGCGGUGUGGCGGUGAUAGGUGUUCGUCUCUCGCAUAAACAAUCGGGCGCGCACCUUGUUACCCCUCUCGAUCCAGUUACCUUCGACGUCACCUCGUGGCGCUACACUGCAAUCCGCCUUCUCACUGACCGCCCGUCUGCGCCCUCGUCUGCGACCUCACCUCUCCCAGCAGGAUGUCUAGGGAGGGACGCGUCUUGCCUGCUCGAGGCUCUGUCGAAGUAG